AUGAAUUAUGUAAAAUUUCAGGAGGAUGUAGAUGAUGGGAUUGAACCUGAUGAGCAUUCAUCAAAGAUAGACUUACAGGAACUCUCAUUAAUAAUUGAUUUAACUUAACUGGAAGGAUUUAACAUAUUUUAAUCCAUUUAUGCUAUACAUUUUAAAGGGUUUAGUAGAAUUUAAGAUGCUGCAAUAUAUCUCUAACAUGACGAAACUCACAGAUAUGUUUAAUCGAGUAACAAUUGUGGAGUUUGCAAUAAAGAUAGGGAGUUUCAUCUGAUGAUUGAUGAAAAUAGUGAGAAGAUAGUUGCAAAAAUAAUCAGAAUAAUAGAUAUUAUAUACUAAAAUUAAUAAUGCUGUGUAUGUUAUUUGAUGUACUUGGACAAAGAUUUGGUUCAUCUAAAUUCAGAAAAACACAUGAUAUGCUUAAAUUGCUUUUACAAUUAUUUAAGGCAAUCAAUAGAGGAUAGAAAAAUCAACAAUAUUAAAUGUCCUCAUUGUGAUAUUCCAAUUAGAGAUAUUGAUGUCCUGGAACAUUCACAAGAACUUUAUACAAAAUACAUAAAGUGUCAUCAAAACUUGGAAAUUGCAAUGAAUCCUAAUAAGGCAUGGUGUCCUACAAUUAAUUGCAAUAGUGUAAUAGAAUUUAAACAGUUAUCAACAGUAGCUACUUGUGCUUAUUGUUAAAUUGAAGUUUGCAAACGAUGCAAACAAAGAGCACAUCCACUUCAAAGUUGCGAAGAGAACUUAUAAUAGGUUUUAAAUGAGUGGUAAGAAAAUAGAGAUACAUAAUAAUGUCCAAGAUGCAAAAUUAUAGUUGAGAAGAUUAAUGGUUGUAAUCAUAUGACUUGUUAGUUUUGUUAACAUGAAUGGUGUUGGAUUUGUGGAAGUGAUUAUACAUCAAUUCAUUAUGCAAUAUUCAAUCCUUUUGGUUGUCCUGCCUUGAUGCCAGGAUGGAUUCGAUAAAAAGAUUGGUCAUAUGUUAAGUUAAUAAUUUGGAGGUUCAUCUGCUUUAUACUCUUAAUAAUAUUAACCCCUAUGGUAGUAUUAGUGAUUGCUCCUAUUUUGUGUAUAGCUAAACUAAUCCAAACAAGAUUUUACAGAGAUAAAAAUUGUUGGAUUCAAGCAUGCUUAUUGAUUUUUGCUUUUAUAAUAGGUAUUGCACUUAUACCUAUUGCUAUUAUUGUCUUUGCUGUUGCUUUGGUGCCUUCUAUUAUCGGAAUAAUAGUAUUUUAUUACGACGAAAGGAAGAGGCUAGAAUUUAGACAUUAAACUGCGUUAUCCAGACAUUUCCAAUAAAAUCCUUGA
Paramecium tetraurelia is the source of this 1299-nucleotide messenger RNA. RefSeq lists its product as uncharacterized. The record is from RefSeq and is a predicted model, not a curated record. NCBI's taxonomy places the organism in Eukaryota, Ciliophora, Oligohymenophorea, Peniculida, Parameciidae. Gene Ontology annotation, molecular function: ubiquitin protein ligase activity; ubiquitin conjugating enzyme binding; zinc ion binding. Gene Ontology annotation, biological process: protein polyubiquitination; positive regulation of proteasomal ubiquitin-dependent protein catabolic process; ubiquitin-dependent protein catabolic process. The transcript has 2 exons. Gene Ontology annotation, cellular component: ubiquitin ligase complex; cytoplasm.